Messenger RNA from Mobula hypostoma (lesser devil ray), 2159 nucleotides. RefSeq names its product general transcription factor IIH, polypeptide 4 (gene gtf2h4). The transcript has 15 exons. Lineage: Eukaryota; Metazoa; Chordata; Chondrichthyes; Myliobatiformes; Myliobatidae. The coding region runs from base 444 to 1802 and encodes 452 amino acids. Gene Ontology annotation, molecular function: double-stranded DNA binding; ATPase activator activity. Gene Ontology annotation, cellular component: transcription factor TFIIH holo complex; transcription factor TFIIH core complex. The record is from RefSeq and is a predicted model, not a curated record. Gene Ontology annotation, biological process: nucleotide-excision repair.
AUGCAGACCCGCACAAAGGGGAAGACCAUCACACGAACUCAGCAGCCAAAUUCACUCCCCUGUGCCCUUGACAAACUGGAAUCUGUUGCAAGGACGGGAGUCGAAGAUCGAGAAGCAAGCCGCCCACCCAAACUUGAGGGGAGAGGCUGGCGAGUUGGGAAGGGGGCACGGCGGGUUGGGGAGAAGAGGGUCAGCCUCAGCCCCAGCCCCACACACGGCCGGGGAUCGGGCUGGGGGUGUCAUCACAUUGUCCCAUACACGGAUGGGACGCCAAGGCAAGGGCGCUUAAUCUGUGACCGGUUGCGCCUCUGCAGAAGGCAACGUCAAUGAACUGCGUGCGAUCGUCAUUCGUCUGCGCCGUUCUCAAGUGGACAUGGCCUGGUGGCGUCUCUGCUGUUUGAUAGCAUUUAUCUGACUAAGUUCUUUCGUAAGCCGGGCCAACCAUGCAGCAGGAGAAGCUGAAGUGCAAGAACCUCCAUGAGUACAUGAGGAGUCUCAGCCCGGCCAUCCUCGACAAGCUGUACAAUCACCCGGCCACCUGCCUGGCCGUCUUCAGGGAACUGCCGGAGCUGGCUCGGAACUACGUGAUGCGACUGCUGUUCCUGGAUCAGCCCUUGCCCCAGGCUGGCAUCGCCUUCUGGGUGAAGAAGGAUAGCCAACGCGACCACAACGACUGCAUGAGCAUCCUGACGGGACUACGACUCUGGCAUUCCCAGCAGCUCCCCGGUGGGCUCCAGGGCCUGAUCCUCAAUCCAAUCUUCAAAGAGAACCUGCGCAUUGCACUGCUCGGUGGGGGUAAAACAUGGGCAGAUGACACAAGCCAGCUGGGACCAGACAAGCACGCUCGAGACAUCCCCUCCCUGGACAAGUACGCUAUGGAACGGUGGGAGGUCAUUCUGCACUUCAUGGUGGGCUCUCCCAGCGCAGCGGUCAGCCAGGACCUGGCUCAGCUCCUCAUUCAGGCCGGGCUGAUGAAGAGUGAAGGGACGGAGGCUCCGUGCAUCACGUCCGCAGGGUUCCAGUUCCUUCUGCUUGAUACCUCGUCCCAGCUCUGGUACUUCAUGCUGCAGUACCUCCAAACAGCCGAGUCCAGAAAGAUGGACCUGGUUGAGAUCCUGUCCUUUGUGUUCCAGCUCAGUUUCUCCACGCUGGGCAAGGAUUACUCCGUGGAAGGGAUGAGCGACUCCCUGCUGACCUUCCUGCAGCACCUGCGGGAAUUUGGGCUUGUCUUCCAGAGAAAGCGUAAAUCCCGGAGGUUUUAUCCCACACGGCUGGCCAUUAACCUGGCAUUGGGUGUGUCAGGCAGCGCGAUUGACAUGCAUCGUCAGGGCUACAUCGUCAUGGAGACCAACUACAGGAUCUACGCCUACACCGACUCUGAGUUGCAGUUGGCUCUCAUUGCGCUCUUCUCCGAGAUGCUUUACCGAUUCCCCAACCUGGUGGUGGCCCAGCUGACCCGAGAGAGUGUGCAGCAGUCCAUCGCCAAUGGCAUCACCGCCGAGCAGAUCAUCCACUUCCUGCGGACGAGAGCCCACCCCAUCAUGCUGAAAGAGAACCCAGUGCUUCCUCCGACAAUCACCGACCAGAUCCGACUGUGGGAGAUGGAGAGAGACCGUCUGCGGUUCACGGAAGGUGUGCUCUACAACCAGUUCCUCUCCCAAGUGGACUUUGAGCUGCUGCGGAACUACUCCCGGGACCUGGGCGUCCUGGUGUGGGAAAACCCAGGCAAGAGGCUGAUGGUGGUGACACCCGAGGGCCAUCCCGACGUGAAGCGCUUCUGGAAGAGGCAAAAGCACAGCUGAAGGGCUGGUGAGGGGUGACAGGGUGUGACCUCCCCACUCCCUCCAAUGUGGGCGUUUGGUUUGGUUGGGGGGGCCAGAGGCUGCAGCUACCAACAACCCCGCCCUGCCCCCCCCUUGCCCAAGCACUGUGGGGCAACAGCAAGAUGCACCCAGAAGGGACGUCCGAGUAACCUGAGUCGCCAGGACAGGUGAGAGAACCGCCCCACAACUGGAGAUCACAAGCCCCUCAGGAGACAGAAAGGACUGACCCCGCUGCCCCCCCUCCCCACCUCCCCGGGAACCACUGCGCUGUUUCUGUGUGUUUUGUAUUUUCCUAAUAAAACAUUAAAGAGGAGAGGUCUUUAAUUCAAGGCAUUU